This is a messenger RNA of Trichosporon asahii var. asahii CBS 2479, 909 nucleotides long. RefSeq lists its product as uncharacterized. The record is from RefSeq and is a predicted model, not a curated record. Lineage: Eukaryota; Fungi; Basidiomycota; Tremellomycetes; Trichosporonales; Trichosporonaceae. The coding region runs from base 1 to 909 and encodes 302 amino acids. The transcript has 4 exons.
AUGGCUGCUCCCAAGAAGGUCGUCGUCUUCGGUGUCACUGGCAACCAGGGCGCAUCGGUCGCGCGCGCCCUGCUCGAGCACAAGGACAAGUGGGAGGUGUGGGGAGUCACCCGCAACCCCGACUCGGGCUCUAGCAAGCGUAAGCUGUCAAAGCUGAUCAAGGGCGACCUCGACAACCCCCAGUCGUACGCCAAGGGUCUUGAGGGCGCGUACGCCUCGUUUGUGAACGCCAACUUCUGGAUUGCAUACAAGGGCAAUAACUCGGAUGAAGCCGCCGAGAUCGAGUUCACGCAGUCCUCCUCAGCGGUCGAGGCGAGCGCGAAGGCAGGAGUCAAGCACGUCGUCUACUCGACGCUGGAAUCGUACAAGCCGCGCCAGGACCUGCCGCACUUUGACGCCAAGGCGCGCGUGACCGAGUACAUGAAGAAGAACAACAUCCCGGGCACACAGCUGUACACGUCGUUCUUUUUCCAGAACCUCGGCAUGGCCAAGUGGGACGAGGGCAAGGACGGGAAGCGCAUCCUGCACCUCGAGCUGCCCGAUGAUGCGCAGAUGCCCGGGUUCUCCGUCGACGACGUCGGAUACUGGGUCCGCGCCGCGCUCGAGGAUCCCCAGAAGUGGAUUGGCAAGGACAUGGAGGCGUGUACCGAGGUCGUCAGCCCUAAGCGUAUCUGCGAGGUGCUGACGCAGCUCUCGGGCAAGCAGUGGGACACGCAGCACUGGUCCCGCGACGCCUUCAUGGAGCACAAGAACAAGAUGGACGGAGAGCUAUGGCUCAAUUACCUCGCUUUCGCUAAUGGUGAGAUGAAGCGCGAUGUCGAGGCGAGCCGCAAGAUCGCCCCUCAGGCCAAGGACUUCACCCAGUGGCUCAAGGACUCGCCCAAGGUCCAGGAGCACUUUGGCUUCUAA